UCUUGGUUGACGGAAGUAGUGAAGAUACAAUACAUGAACGUGUAUGCAGUGUUUUUGAUGGAAGUUAAAUUUUAAUUGAAUCGAAAAUGCCACUGUUUGGAAGAAAGAGUGAUGGAGAUAAAAAAGACAAAGGGAAGGAUGGCGAUAUUAGGAAGAAAUAUGAUUUAAAAGAAACUCUUGGAACUGGAGCCUUCUCAGAAGUUUUAUUGGCCGAAGACAAAACAGAUCCUGGUAAAUUUGUUGCUGUGAAAUGUAUUGAUCGCAUGGGCAUAGUUGGAAAAGAAGAAUCUCUUAAUAAUGAAAUAGAAGUUUUAAGAAGAUUAAACCAUCCGAAUAUUGUAAGAUUAACAGAUGUGUUUGAGGAUAAGAACUAUGUUUACCUAGUCAUGGAACUUGUGACAGGUGGGGAGUUAUUUGAUCGUAUAGUCGAGAAAGGCAGCUACACAGAACGGGAUGCUAGUCUCCUUAUAAAACAGGUUUUAGAGGCUGUGGACUAUAUGCAUGAUAAAGGCAUUGUACAUCGAGAUUUAAAGCCAGAAAAUUUACUGUACUACAGUAAUUGUGAGUCUUCUAAGAUUAUGAUUAGUGAUUUUGGAUUGUCAAAAAUUGAAGAUUCAGGAACCAUGGCAACAGCUUGUGGUACACCUGGUUAUGUUGCUCCAGAAGUUCUCGCUCAAAUGCCUUAUGGGAAAGAAGUGGAUUGUUGGUCAAUAGGUGUUAUAGCUUAUAUAUUGUUAUGUGGAUAUCCACCAUUCUACGAUGAAAAUGAUGCAGCAUUGUUUCAACAGAUUCUGAAAGCAGAGUUUGAGUUUGAUUCUCCCUACUGGGAUGAUAUAUCUGAUUCUGCCAAAGAAUUUAUUCGUAAAUUGAUGUGUAAAGAUCCAAAGAAAAGAUUAACAUGCAAAGAAGCUAUCGCUUUCCCUUGGAUAUCUGGUAACACAGCCCUUGACAAAGAUAUCCACGCCUCUGUUAGUGCUCAGAUGCAGAAGAAUUUCAUCAAAAGUAAAUGGAAGAGAGCUUUCAAUGCCACAGCCGUCAUCAGGCAAAUGAGAAAAUUGGCGAUGCAUAAAGAGGAUCAGAACCACAAAAAGUUCCAUGAAUAGUUGGACUGUAUUGAGAUUUGUAUGUCAUUUGCCUAUGAAAGAUCAAAAAUUUUAGGGACGCAGUCAGCCGAGUUCAGAUUGUAUCCAGGGAAGUUUCUUGUUCAUGGUUUAGAACAAGUCUGAUUUAAAAUUUAGACUGGUUGCAGUGUUAUCAAGAGAAAUAAUUGUUGAAAAGGAUCCUGUUUUAUGAGAGAAAUUUAUAUCUUUGAUCAGAAAUUAGUAUGCAUUAUUUGAUGCAUUUCUCUGUAUGCAAAGUUUGUAAAAGGGAAAUUUCAUGUAUUUUUAACGUCUAUUUUAUAUUUAGUACGAAAUAAUUAAUGUAAGUUGUCAGUGUUUAACAUUUAAGUGGUUAUUUCAUGUGUAAUCAAAAUUUGUUUGAGAUGCAGAGGAUAUAUUGUUUUGUAUAGAGUAUAUUUAGCUAAAAAAGUAACACUUUCAUUUUUGUCCUGUGGGGGCUCAAAGGGAUGGACCUAUGAUUUAAAGUGGCACAAAUGUAACUAAGCCUAUAGAUAUAAAUGGUUACGUCAAAUGUGAUGAUUUAAUAUCAUAUAUUUAUCCUUAAUUCAAGCAUAAUAGAGUGUUUGUGGGUUAUGAAGGUUUUAAUUUCUUUUUGAGGAAUUUUGUUGUUUCAUUUCCAAAAAUCCGUUAACUUAUUUUCUUUAAUACUUUUUUCAUCCUCUUAAAUUUGUGUAGCAUUAGAAUGGAAUGUUUGAGCUUGAUAGAAAGAAAUGAUAUCAGAAUUUCAAAAUGGUAAAUAUUUUUUGUUGUUGUUUUUCAAUAUUUUUAUCUAAAUUUGUUUCGAAAUUUUUUAGUGCAGUUUAUAGCUUUCAGUUAAACAUUGUUGAAUAGUGUUAUCAAAUAUAGUAUGUGAGUAAAUAAGUUACCAUGUAACACAGCAUUCUUAUUUUGUCAAUGGUUUAUAGGAGUGUCAAUUUUAUACAUGUGCUUAGUGGGGCAGUGUUGUGUCAAUGUCAUUAGAAUUUGUAAUAUUUAUACUAUGAAGUGUAGAACGAUCGCUUGAAAACAAAUUUGUGCAACUAUGACAAACAUAGUGUCUCACUUUGAGGUUCAAAUUUACCUAGAAUUGUUGGGACUCUAUUUUCAUUUGGCUAUUUUUGGAAUCCACUGAUUCAACUUAACAAUUAAUGCUUUAGUGGUUUACUGCAAAUAUUUGUUCAUUUAUUUGAAAGUAAAAUGGAAUAAAGGUUCUGACAGAUUUGUUGACAAAAAUUGUUUAUUAUCUUAUUAGUAUUUAAGCAAAAUUACAUUAUACAUGUUUGUAUUAAGUUUAACAUUAUAAAAAAAGAUUAAGUUCUGAUUGAUUCCAGUGUUAUUCUCAAAAUAUACACAGAUAUAAUUAUGGAAAACUUAUAAUAUUUAAGGAAUUCUAAUAAUUUUCCUGUUAUGUUUUCCAUAAGUUUUUUUUCCAUUUUAUUGGUUUCCAAAAAGAAUGGAAUCUUUGAACUUUUUCGUUAAAAUGUAAGUUUGGCAUAGCCAUGUUGUACUUCUAUAAUAUGACUUAAAGUAAGCAUGAAGCUUACCUAUGUACAUAGAUGUUUCAAAAGUAUAUGAUGUUGAACAAACAUAUCUGUACAAAUAAUGAUUUUUAUGGCACAUAUUUGUGCAUUAUUUACUAAAAAUGAUAUUUUUGCUAAAACCUUUUAAUAGAAAACGUCACAAUUAUUUUGAAAUAAUGUUGUUAAUUAUAAGAGCCCAAAGAAAUAGAAAUGAUCAAUGCUAUAGUAUAUAUAGAAUAAUAUUCCAUUAAAAGGCUAACUCAAGAAUAAAGAAUAAUUGGGUUUUUCCCAGCUUAUCUGUUUGUACAAACAAAGUUUACAGUUACAGCUUCGAAAAUAAGCGCAACAGGUUGACUUAUCUAUUGUGACCGGUAGUACACGGUGAAGCUAUAAAAAAGUUUGUACCUACGGAUUAGCUGGGAAAAACCCACAUUUAAGAAAAUCAUUGUUUAAAUUUUAUGCUUUGAUUAAUUUUUUUACCUCGGUUGUAAUACUGCCAUUAUUAUAAUUGAUUAAUUAUAGAAAAUAGUAAAUCAAAAAGUCUUUUGACAAGUUUAAAAUAUAUUAUAUAUUAUCAUUAGAAAUGGAAUAGUUUCUGAAAACUAGUAAGUAUUAGUUAUAUGAAAAAAGGCCUUUGAUGACAAAAUAAUCAUAGUGUUGUUCAUUUUCAGCAUAAGUUACAUUUUAGUCUUUCUGUGUUUCAGUUUCUUGUUAUUGUUAUUACUAUUUAUAAGUAAUCAAAGGCCAAUUAUUCCCCAGAAAUGCUUGUAUUUUCAUUUUAAUAAAAGGUUUUCUUUUUAAUUUUGAUAUCCAGUUGUAGGUUCCAAACAGUAACUGAUUUGCCAGUAAUUUGAACCAUCUUUUGCAUUGUUUGCUUUUUGGCAAUAGGUACAGUAAUAGUGAUUGAGCUUUUUGUAUGGAAGCUAAAUUACUUCCUUGUUUACAUUUUGCUACCUUUAUGACAAAUAAUGUCAAAUUCAACGCUUUUUCUUCAGGUGACAAGCAUCUAACCUGCUCUAACACCGUUAUUUAAAUGAUAUAAAACUCUUGUUUGCCCAUACUAAAGAUUAAAGUAUCUACUUGUUUCUGAGGCAUAAUAUGCCUUUAAUUUGAUGGGAAAAAAUAAUUUAUGAUAAUUGUGCAUUUCAUUACUUGAAAAAGUUUCAAACUUGUAACUGAAUUUCUCUGAACUUAAGCCUGUCAUCCUAAAUUAUAUCCAGGUGAAUGCUAUAGUAAGGAACUUUAUAUUGGCGUGCAUGAAGUUUAAUACACAUAUUGUACUGAACAAAGUUCUAUAACUGAUGAUAUUGUACUGUCUUCCAUUUAUUGACUUUACAUAUUGGAUAUAACAAUUUUGGCGUUAACAAUAAUAAUGAUAGUGACAUGUUGCACACUGGUGUAAUAAUCAUGCCUGCCUCUAUAUUGCUUCAUUUUGGACCAGACUGUAAUGUUGAAUGCAAGAUUGAAAGUAAAAAAAAGAAAUUAAAAAAUGCUAUUAGAUUAUCGGAUAUAUUGUGUAGGAAUACCUAUUUUGAUUGGCCAUAUGAAAUUCGAUGAUAUUUUUUGUUUGACUUUCUGAACUCUGACAUUGAUGUCAGCAUCAGUGUCGCUGUCACUGUUUGGCAAAAAUUGUUUAUGCAAGUUGGUGUCUCCAAAACUACUGAAGGGAAUGGGUUGAAACUUCAUAAACUUGUUUCCUGUAAUAAACUAACAUGGUUAACAUUGGUCCCAUACCUUUUUGCAGAGUUAUACCUCCUUUUCACUGUCAUGCGCUGAGAAAAGUCAAGUGUACUGUCUUAAGGACAGCUAUUGUGUUUGGAAAGGUUAAUUGAUAUUUAUGAUGCAAUAUCUGCUGUAUUUUAAUGAGAUUAUUUAUCUGAAAGAAUAAGCCAUCUAAUUUGUUUUAAAAUUUCUUCCUCUAUCUAAUAAUUAAGAUGCAGAAUUCAAUUUCAAAUUGAUUGUAAAUUUAUAGGUGAACUCUCAAAGUGUAAUUGAUUUUUUUUUUAGAUGUUCAUCAAAUCUUCAUGCAAAGAUUUUGGUAUUAUAAGAAUCUGUAUGAAAACACUUGUGAAUUAUUUAUUUUCUUACUGGCUGCCAUUUGGAUAAUAAUGAGAAUCCAGAUAUUUUCUACACAACUAAAACAUGCACUUGAAGAAAACCCAAACAAUUUCUUACAUUUUCUAAAAGAUGUCAGCCUUGAUGGUUUUUCCGUGAAGUGAAGUUGGCAAUCCUUAAAGAAACGGAUAUUCUGCAUGUUGCUGAAAAUAUAUUAAAAAAAACAUUUUUUUCUAAUUCUUGGAAAUAUUUUUUUAUAUCUAGUGUAAUUGUAUGAAAAGGUCAAUUGUGUAAUCAUUUGACCUGAAAGUCAAACUUGAUAUAGUAAGGAUUCUUAAACAUUCUGUCACAGCUUGUCAUCUUCAUAUACAUAUCAUACUGUACAUUAUUUUUUUUUGGAUAGAACUACAUAUCUUGAAUGACAAAUGGUUUUCAGGAAUCAAAUAUGUCAUUGGUGUACAUUUUAUUCAAAGGUGUAUAUUUGUUAAUGAAGGCAGUUCCUAUAUGGAUGGUAUCCUGGAACAUGUAAGGGUUUAUAUUAUACCAUCAUAACUUAAACAAGAAAUUUACAGCUUCAAAUAAGCAAGUUAAUUUCUCCUGGUAGAUAAAGAGAUAAAGAGAUUUAUAUUGUCAUAGUAACAGUAACAGCUAGGUGUAAGCAUGAGAAAAGAAAUCUGUGAUAAAUCAAUUUAUUAUAAUAUCUUUAUAUUUUACAUAACUGUCACAGCAAUCCUGGGACCAAAUUUGCUUGUGACAGUUAAGAUUUGCCGUGGACAAAAAGAUAUAUUUUGAUAUCAAAAUAUCAUUUUUACUUUACUAGUUAAUUGGUUUAGAUUAUUAAAUAUAUAUGAAUCAAAGUUAUGUAAUCCUUAACUUUUUACAGUUAAUUAAUGCAUCAUUUUUUUCUAUUGAAACAUUUAUUUUUUUAUCAUUGAUAGCUUAAAGAAACACAAGCCAGUGUAUUACUUGCAAUAGGGAGAAGUCUGGCUGUAAGGACCAUUGAUUUAUUGUGUUAAUUACUAGGCAUUACACAUGCUUUCUUUCUUUGAUGAUUUUGCUGAAGAUUAAAUAUGUAGUGUUGAAAUUAGCUAUGACAUUGUGCAUGAAAUAACUUUUCCAUGAUAUGAUUAUUUUUACUGAACCUUAAACAGUUAAACUUAAUGUUUCAUGUUAACUGAAUUAAAGGAUAACAGUUUUAUAGUGAAGUACUUUCAUAUAGGAAAACUCAAGACUUAGUAAUUUCUAUAUUUUCCUGUUUAUGUUGUAUAUUUAUCCGCAUUUCUUUUAUCUAUUGUUCAGGGUUUUUUUGUGUGUGAAUCUUGUAUAUUUAAGUUUUGUUUAGUUCAUUUUGUAUAAUAUUCUUUGUUUUGCAAAUGUUGAUCAAUUCUUUAAUAUUUUAUUAUAAUAUCCCAAUGUAGUUGUGCAUUUCAAAUUCUAUAAUAGUGAUUUUUGUAAGUUUCAAUUGUUGUAGCUUUAAAGUGUAUAAUAUACAUGAUUGUAUUAUAAAAUUUGUGAGACAAUGCUUCAAUAAUGAUUAUGUUAGAGAAGUCUUAGCAUAAUUGAAGCUCCUGGACAAUGUCUGCACUUACAACUUUAUGCAUAAUAUAUAUAUAAUCUUUAUUUUAGAAUUGGGAGAUUGUUAUUCUUAUUGACUGAUCUCCCCUUUAACUUAACAACCACCCCACCCCCAAUCCCGUCCCCUCACACCCCCCCUCCCCAUGUUCUGGCUAUGCCUAUGGUACCCGUAGCUCAGGCUUAUCUCCCCACAAUGUUGUAUAACCAUACAUAUUUCCUUAGCUUUUUAAAAGCCACCAUAUAUUCUAAAUUAUGUUAUUCAAAAUAUAUUAAGGAAAAGAAGUAUUCAGUUUUAGAACUUAACUCCUAUAUAAUUAUAUAUAAAUAUAUAUCCAUUGAGUUGGUUUCUUCAACUGAGUUGUCAAGGUAAAAUACUGACUACUUGACUGUCAUGACUGUAGGUUAGCAUCUCUUCAAGUUGCGGGUUUUUUUUCCUUCAUUUUUUUGCAUUUGAAAAUAUAAUAAAGCUUCAGGAAAAUUAAUGGUUAAACCCAAGAUUUCUGAUUUUGUCUGAUAUACUUCACAGAAAGGCACCAGGUCUACUACCCUUGUAAAUGUCUUCUGGUAUAAACACAACCUUUGAUAAUGGGAUUUUAAUCCUAAUCAAAGAAAAUAGUUAACGUCAUUUUAAUUGGUAUGAUUAUAAACAAAAUAGAAUUGAAGGCAGACUUGCUUAGAACAAGAGAAUAUGUUCACGAUUUAUUCUAUCAAUGAUUUGUCAUGCUGGUUUAUGCCUUGAGAGUAUCUGUAUUAAACAAUCUUGAUACAUAUUAAAAGCUAGCAUGAAGAAAAUGUUUUUUUAUUAAUUGUCUAGACAUUAUAGAUACAAUAUGAACAGUAAUGAGAUUGUAUUUUAUACCUGCCAGGCAAUGUGUUAAAUCUUGUAAUGUUUUAUUGUGCAUUGGUUAGUGUGUAUCAGGAAACAUUUUUUCUGGAUUUAAGAAGGUUGUGUAAUUUUUAUUUUUUAUGAUAUCUAGCUUUAAUUGCCAGCAGUAUUCAGUAUGGGAAAGAUCUUGAGAGAAGUGCAGGUAUUUUUUGUUUGAAGAGAAUAAUUUGAAAUACUUAAAGAGCAAUUUUGUAUUGCAAAUGUCAGAAGUGAUU
Molecule: messenger RNA, 7351 nt
Organism: Ruditapes philippinarum (Manila clam)
Lineage: Eukaryota; Metazoa; Mollusca; Bivalvia; Venerida; Veneridae
Product: calcium/calmodulin-dependent protein kinase type 1-like
Exons: 9
Coding region: 87-1103 (338 amino acids)
Biological process (GO): protein phosphorylation
Molecular function (GO): ATP binding; calcium/calmodulin-dependent protein kinase activity; calmodulin binding
Source: RefSeq, a predicted model, not a curated record